Messenger RNA from Rosa chinensis, 3788 nucleotides. Its product is annotated as histidine kinase 5. The record is from RefSeq and is a predicted model, not a curated record. Gene Ontology annotation, molecular function: phosphorelay sensor kinase activity; histidine phosphotransfer kinase activity. Lineage: Eukaryota; Viridiplantae; Streptophyta; Magnoliopsida; Rosales; Rosaceae. Bases 515 to 3565 code for a protein of 1016 amino acids. Gene Ontology annotation, biological process: protein autophosphorylation; phosphorelay signal transduction system. The transcript has 12 exons.
UCUGAGGUUUUGGUUUUGCAGAAGAGGAGCUCUGAAUGUGAUCACUUCAAAACCCAAAAACACAGUGAAUUAAAUAGCAAGUUUUUGCUCAGAUUCAAUUAAAAAAUUGGCAUCCCAAUAAUUCUCUAAUAUUUUUGACCUCCAUCUGCACAUGGCUUCUUGGUUUUCUCUCUUCCUCUCCCACAUUUGUUUUUAGUUUUCCUUUUCCUCACAUGCUUUUCUCUCUCUCCCCCCAACUGAUUCAUUGCCAGCACUACUACUGAAGCUAACCUUUUGACUAAUCAAGCAGUUGAUGAGAUUCCUCUCAGAUCUGCAUCCAUAGCCUUUUUGGCCAUUCCCAGACUCUCUUCUACUGCUUCUUCUUCAAAGUAUCUGCUUUUAUUCCUUCACCAAGAAAAGGGAUUACUUUGAAUUUACCACAAAAAGAGACUACUGAGAUAGUGGUGACCAAGCAGGAAUCAGUAGCAUUUUGGUUAUGAUAUGUUUUAGAGAGAGCUAAAUUGGAUUGAAUUUGAUGGUUUGUGAAAUGGAGAUCGAUAAUAUUGAAGAAAUGGAAAUGGAGGAAGUCCUCCCUUCUAUGUGGCCUGAGGAUAUAGAUUCCGAUAAGCAAUUCAACAUUGAGAAGCCAGGAAAAGAUCAAGACAUGUUGGAGGAGGUCACAUUCAAAGAGAAACCAACUACAGUCGAUUUCAGGCGGCUGUUGGAGCUAACCAAACACACAGAUACAGGCUCUUCCCAAUUAGCACACCUCGUAAAGCACUGGGAAUAUAAGCAGGCGAAUGUGGUGAGACUUCUUAGAGAAGAACUUGAUAUCCUCAGCAAGCAAAAGCAGGAAGUUGAGCUCAAGAAAUUGGAGAUAUUGGAAGAGCACCGCUUCGAGUCAGAGAGCUAUGGCGGUGACAAACGCCCCAUUUCCAUUUUGGAUGAAGUGUAUCAGUUAUGGGCUCCGGAUGUUCCUCUAAAGAAACUUGAUGUUGUUGUGGAGAGUAAGAGAGUCGAGACAGAAGCCGAGUAUGACAGUGCUGUGUACUGGAAGCAAAGGGCUAUGCAUUUGGAGAAGUUGUUGGAGGCAAGUGUUGCGAGAGAGCAGAUUCUUGUCGAUAAAUUGCAGGAAAGCAUUAAGAGUAUUGAAAGACAGUCAUCGCCGGUUGAUGAGCUGUCUGAGAUUUUGAAAAGAGCAGAUAACUUUUUGCAUUUUGUUCUUCAGAAUGCCCCUGUUGUUAUUGGUCAUCAGGAUAAAGAGUUGCGGUAUCGCUUUAUCUACAAUCACUUCCCAAGUUUGGGAGAGCAGGACAUUAUAGGGAAAACAGAUGUCGAGAUUUUCAGUGGGGCUGGAGUUAAGGAAUCUCAAGACUUCAAGAGAGAGGUUCUGGAAAAAGGGAUACCGGCGAAAAGGGAGAUUACAUUCGAGACUGAACUGUUUGGGUCAAAGACGUUUUUGAUAUAUGUGGAACCUGUUUUCAGCAAGGCAGGGGAGACAAUUGGUAUAAACUAUAUGGGGAUGGAGGUGUCUGAUCAGGUGAGGAAAAGAGAGAAGAUGGCAAAGCUUCGUGAGGAAAUAGCCGUCCAAAAGGCCAAGGAAACAGAGCUGAACAAGACAAUUCACAUAACGGAGGAGACAAUGAGAGCAAAACAGAUGCUGGCAACAAUGUCUCAUGAGAUAAGGUCUCCUCUUUCUGGGGUUGUCAGCAUGGCUGAGAUUCUUACUACCACGAAACUUGACCCCGAGCAACGCCAGCUGUUGGAAGUCAUGUUAUCUUCAGGAGAUUUGGUCCUCCAACUGAUAAAUGACAUCCUUGACCUUUCCAAGGUUGAGUCAGGAGUAAUGAAGUUGGAGGCUACAAAGUUCCGGCCAAGACAGGUAGUUAGACAUGUACUACAGACUGCGGCAGCAUCAUUGCAGAAGAUUUUGACCUUGGAAGGACAUGUUAUGGAGAAUGUUCCUGUGGAGGUCAUUGGAGAUGUUUUAAGGAUUCGUCAAAUUCUAACCAACUUGAUCAGUAAUGCAAUCAAGUUUACUCAUGAAGGGAAAGUCGGGAUAAAACUUUACAUGGUAGCGGAUCCAACUUCUGGAGAUGAUGAAAGAUGUCUGCAGAUGUCGAAUGCAGUUCAAUCAAUGGUUUCAGUGAAUGGAUUGGAUGAAGAGAAAUCAGCAUCACAAAAUUGCUGCAAUGGAGAAGGUAUUCGUCGCAAAGAACCUUACCAAAAUGGUUCUCUUCACGAUGAACCUAGCACACCGGUUAAGAGUGAAGCCUCAAUGAAUGGAGAUAAAGAGGACGAACCCCAUUCAUCUGAAACAACAACAGUGUGGUUACUUUGCGAUGUAUAUGACACAGGAAUUGGAAUACCAGAAAAUGCUUUACCGACCCUUUUUAAAAGAUACAUGCAAGUGAGUGCUGAUCAUGCUCGAAAAUAUGGCGGGACAGGAUUAGGACUAGCAAUAUGCAAACAAUUGGUUGAACUAAUGGGGGGCCAACUCACUGUGUCUAGCCGAGAACAUUGUGGCUCCACAUUCACAUUUGUAUUGCCUUACAAGGUUUCAACAUCGUCGGAACAUUCUGAUGAUCCUGAUGAGCUCACGGAUAUCGCUGAAUAUGACGAUGCUGUAACUGAUGAUGAAGUAGCUGAAAGCUAUUUCCAGUUCCAACCACGCACUUUAGGUUCUCUGUUCUCUUCUAAUGGCACCGGCAGGACUCAAAAACUGUUACCACAUAAACUCAAUGGAUUAUCACAACAUGCAUACUCGUUUCCAUAUAAUAACAUCAGACCAGAGGAGAUUACUUCAGUUGAAAAUUGCUCUUCUGCAGUCGAUGAUGUUGCUGAGACAUUAUCUGAACCAGAGAGUUCAGUAAGUCACAUGCCGAAUUCCAAUAGCGAAACUCCAGCAUGUAGGGACAGAAAGGGUCAAGAUGACUCAAACAGUCAAUCCCAAAAUUCUUCAACAGAUUCAAAUCAUCAUGCAGAGGCAAGCAGAGAAAAUGGUGUAGCAGCAAAGACAAGAGAACCCCAAGGAACGUGUAAUAGACAGGAGAAAUCAGAUGCAGAUUCAGAGUGUAGCUCUGGCAACAGUCCAAAAAUACCAAAAUCAACAUCGAAUCCUAAGAUUCUUCUUGUUGAAGAUAACAAGAUCAAUAUUAUGGUGGCACAGUCAAUGAUGAAGCAGUUAGGCCAAAGCUUAGAGGUUGUAAAUGACGGAGCUGAAGCUGUGCGUGCAGUUCAACGCUGUAGUUACGAUCUGAUUCUGAUGGAUGUUCAUAUGCCAGUUAUGGAUGGCCUACAAGCUACAAGAAUAAUACGUUCUUUCGAAGAAACUGGCAACUGGGAAGCUGCUAAGAAGGCUGGAAUUGAGCAAUCUGUGCCUUCUUCAAAUACACCACAAAACAGCCACGGACAUACGCCUUGUAGAAAGCGAAUCCCAAUCAUUGCGAUGACAGCAAAUGCAUUUGCAGAGAGCGCAGAGGAGUGUUUUGCAAAUGGUAUGGACUCGUUUGUGCCGAAACCUGUAACGCGCCAAAAAUUGAAAGAGCGGCUUGAACAAUAUCUACCCGAUUGCAACCUAGUGUAAAUUUUAUGGUUUCUGUACAAAAGCGACAGCGUGCUAGGAAAGUUUUGUAAUCCAUGUAUCCCAUGUAUCAUAUUCUUCUCAAACAUUAGCUUCUGCUUAUAAAUUGUACAUACAUAUGCAAAUCUUUUUUGCCUAUAUAGUAGAUUACAUGAAGCUAAAACCCGUCCAGACUUACAAGAAUUACUGAGUUUUACCGAAUGAUAUUUACUCCAACAUAAAUCGU